Pseudoliparis swirei is the source of this 1324-nucleotide messenger RNA. RefSeq names its product aldo-keto reductase family 1, member B1 (aldose reductase), tandem duplicate 2 (gene akr1b1.2). Lineage: Eukaryota; Metazoa; Chordata; Actinopteri; Perciformes; Liparidae. The transcript has 10 exons. The record is from RefSeq and is a predicted model, not a curated record. Gene Ontology annotation, molecular function: aldose reductase (NADPH) activity. Gene Ontology annotation, cellular component: cytosol. Bases 79 to 1029 code for a protein of 316 amino acids.
CCCUCUGGUCUGCUGCCUGCGCUCUGCAUUCGCUCUCUGCUCCCGCUGCGUUCAGGGUCUGCUCGUCUUUUUGGAAUAAUGGCAACAACCGUGACACUAAACACCGGUGCACAAAUGCCCAUUGUGGGACUGGGCACAUGGAAGUCUCCCCCUGGCAAGGUCACGGAGGCGGUGAAAGCAGCCAUCUCAGCAGGCUACCGGCACAUCGAUGGAGCGUAUGUCUACGAGAACGAGGCAGAGGUGGGAGAUGGUGUCCAUGCCAUGAUCAAGGAUGGCGUGGUGAAGCGAGAGGAUCUCUUCAUUGUUAGCAAGUUGUGGUCCAAUUUUCAUGAGAAGUCUCUGGUGAGGCAAGGAUUUCAGAAGACCCUCAGUGAUCUUAAACUGGACUACCUAGACCUCUAUCUAGUGCACUGGCCCAUGGGUUUCAAGGCUGGCAUUGGGCUUUUUCCUUUGGACAGCAAUGGAGAGACGAUCAGUGAUGAUACUUACUUCCUGGAGACAUGGGAGGAAAUGGAAGAGCUGAUGGAUGCUGGUUUGGUCAAAGCUAUCGGUGUCUCCAACUUCAACAAGGACCAGAUUGAAGCCAUUCUCAACAAGCCAGGCCUCAAAUACAAGCCUGCCGUCAACCAGGUGGAGUGCCACCCGUACCUGACCCAGGACAAGCUGAUCCCCCUGUGCCACUCUCACGGCAUCGCAGUGACGGCCUACAGCCCCCUGGGCUCCCCGGACAGACCCUGGGCUAAACCUGAAGACCCCUCACUGCUGGAAGAUUCCAACAUUAAAGUCAUUGCUGAGAAGCACAAGAAGACACCUGCUCAGGUCCUGAUCCGCUUCCAAAUCCAGAGGAACGUGAUUGUGAUCCCCAAGUCGAUCACCCCUCAGCGCAUUCAGGAGAAUUUCCAGGUGUUUGACUUUGAACUAUCUGAGGAGGAAAUGAAGACUAUCGUCGGAUUUAACAGGAACUGGAGAGUCUGUAGCAUGCAAUUGAGCAUGAAGCACAAGGACUAUCCAUUCGCUGCUGAUUUCUGAAAUGGACUUUGGUACACUUUUGCUUUUUGCAAAAUAAAUGAGGCCUUGCAUUAGAUUUCUAUUUUCACGUACAUUUUUCAGGAGAAAUAUUGGCUUCAAUAGUGAUCUAUUUUGUCUCCACGAAAGUAGACGUAUGAGGUAAGAAAAGUUGUAAAUCUGUAUUAUCGGUGAUUUUUUCAUAGCACAAAUGUGAUCAUGUUAGCACUUAACUAACCUAAUUUGUCCUUAAUGUCAGCAGCACUUGUGUAUUUGCCUGGAAUCUGAAUACCAAUAAAAAACACUCACUAAUCUAUCA